Messenger RNA from Thamnophis sirtalis, 895 nucleotides. NCBI's taxonomy places the organism in Eukaryota, Metazoa, Chordata, Lepidosauria, Squamata, Natricidae. The record is from RefSeq and is a predicted model, not a curated record.
GGAGACAAUUUUGCAUCAGCUCUCAAUUCUGGCUCAUCCCGAUCCUUCAUCCUUCAGGAGUUCGCUUCCCUGGUGCUUUUGCUUCUCUCCUUCAGCAAUAGUCACCCUCCUCCUGGCCGCCUUUUCUCAUCGAACAGGAAUGAGAGCGGCUGCCCUGACUCUCGUGGCUUUCCUGCUGGCUUUCUCUCCGCCCCUUCGCUGCCGUCCGGGUGUCAGCUCGGUUUUCGACGACUGUGGCUGCUGCCAAGUAUGCGCCCGCCAGCUCAACGAGGACUGCGAUAAGCUGUCGCCCUGCGAUCCUCAUAAAGGCCUGGAGUGCAAUUUUGGGGCCGACCCCUUUGCGAACCGGGGCAUCUGUUGGGCAAAGCAAGAAGGUCGGACCUGCGAAUACAACGGCCGUAUCUACCAAAACGGAGAGAACUUCCAGCCUAGUUGCAAACAUCAAUGCACUUGCAUUGAUGGGGCCGUGGGUUGCCAGCCUCUUUGCCCACUGGAGCUGCCUCUGACUUCACUAGGCUGUCCCAGUCCCCGGCUCCUUAAAGUACCUGGUCAAUGCUGCAAGAAAUUUGUGUGCAGCAAAGGACCCAAGAAGUACAAAGGUGUCACCUUUGACCACAACUCAAAUGGAGAGGCCAGUAGCAAUGAAAUCAUCUAUGUGGGCAAAGGCGGACACUGGAAGAACCUCCCAGCAUGGAGACCAUUCUUCCAGGAUCAGGAGACCAAGCAAGAGCGCAAAUGCUUGGCCCAGACCACACCCUGGUCGCCGUGCUCUAAGAGUUGUGGUUUUGGCAUCUCUACCCGCAUCAACAGCAACAAUCCCCAAUGCAAGCUGAUCAAAGAAACCCGAUUGUGUCAGGUCAGGCCCUGUGAGCAGCCUGAUUUUACAAAGCUAAAG